Messenger RNA from Equus caballus (horse), 3842 nucleotides. It is a transcript of the gene TMPRSS2, whose product is annotated as transmembrane serine protease 2. Gene Ontology annotation, molecular function: protein binding; serine-type endopeptidase activity. Gene Ontology annotation, biological process: protein autoprocessing. Gene Ontology annotation, cellular component: membrane. The record is from RefSeq and is a predicted model, not a curated record. NCBI's taxonomy places the organism in Eukaryota, Metazoa, Chordata, Mammalia, Perissodactyla, Equidae.
AUUAAAGCGAGAGCAGGGGAGGGUCGGGAACUCCUGCGGGGGGGAAGAGGAAGGCGCGAGCUCGGUAAGAGGCCGAAGAGGAGAAAGAGAAGGAAGAGGAAGGGCGAGGAGCGGGGAGCGCCAGGCCCCGGAGUGCUGCAGGUCAUCUCCAACCUUCCAAAUACCUGCCAUUACCUGAUGCUGCUGAUCCAGUCGGCAUGGCCUUAAACUCAGGAUCACCACCAGGUGUUGGACCUUACUACGAAAACCAUGGAUACCAACCAGAAAGCUUCUAUUCCCGGCAGCCCCCUGUGGCCCCUGGUGCCUACGGAGCGUAUGAGGCCGAGUACUACCCACCCACGGUACCCCGGUACUCCCCGAGGGUUCUGACGCAGGCUUCGACACCCGUCAACCACACGCAGCCCAAACUCUUAUCGGAGACAGUGUGCACCUUGAAGACUAAGAAAGUGCUGUGCAUCCUCCUCAGCCUGGGGCUCCUGCUCGUGGUGCUCGUGGUGGCCGCCAUCCUGCUCUGGAAGUUCGUGGAGAACAAGUGCAUGGGGUCCCGGAUAGAGUGUGGCAACUCAGGAAUCUGCACCAGCGCCUCCCAGUGGUGCGACGGGAUCCUGCACUGCCCCAACGGGGAGGACGAGAACCGGUGUGUUCGCCUGUAUGGACUGAACUUCAUCCUCCAGGUGUACUCGUCCCAGAGGAAGUCCUGGCACCCCGUGUGUGAAGACGACUGGAGCGAGAGCUAUGGGAGAGCCGUGUGCCGUGACAUGGGCUAUGGGAAUAGUUUUUAUUCCAGCCAAGGAAUAAAGGAUGACAGCGGGGCCACAAGAUUUAUGAAGCUGAACACAAGUGCCGACAAUAUCGAUCUCUAUAAAAAACUGUACCAUAGUGAUGUCUGUUCUUCAAAAAAAGUGGUUUCUUUACGCUGUAUGGAGUGCGGGGUCUCCUCGAAACAACAGAGCCGGAUUGUGGGCGGGGCGAACGCGGCCCUGGGGGAGUGGCCCUGGCAGGUCAGUCUGCACGUCCAGGAUGUCCACGUCUGCGGAGGCUCCAUCAUCACCCCCGAGUGGAUCGUGACCGCCGCCCACUGCGUGGAGCCGCCGCUUAACAGCCCCCGGUACUGGACAGCCUUCGCAGGCAUUUUGAGCCAAUCUUUAAUGUUCUACGAAAAUGGACACCGAGUGGGAAAAGUGAUUGCUCAUCCGAAUUACGAUUCCAAGACCAAGAACAAUGACAUUGCUCUGAUGAAGCUUGAGGCCCCUCUGACUUUUAACGACAGAGUGAAACCAGUGUGUCUGCCGAACCCGGGCAUGAGGCUGGAGCCGAAACAGUCCUGCUGGAUCUCCGGGUGGGGCGCCACCUACGAGAAAGGGAAAACCUCAGAGCUGCUGAACGCCGCCAUGGUCCCCCUGAUCGAGCCCGAGCAAUGCAACAACAAGUUCAUCUACAACGAUCUCAUCACGCCCGCCAUGAUCUGCGCCGGGUAUCUGGAGGGGAAAGUCGAUUCCUGCCAGGGUGACAGUGGAGGUCCUCUGGUCACUCUGAAGAGUAGCAUCUGGUGGCUGAUUGGGGACACGAGCUGGGGAUCCGGAUGUGCCAAGAUGAACAGACCGGGAGUGUACGGGAACGUGACAGUGUUCACAGACUGGAUCUACCAAGAGAUGAGGGCGAACAGCUAACCCGUGUGGCCUUUGUCCUCGACGCCAUUCCACAAGAAAAUGAAGGGGCUGGUUUUUAAUUCCCUGUGCAUAAUGUAUUUUUAGCAAUGAUUCAAAGAUCCUCUCAUUUUUAUUAAAUAAUGAACUUCUCUGUCCUUGGCACUCUCCACAGUUCUGUGCAGGCCACAGGGGCUCCUCCCCGGGCCCACGCUCCCUGACUCCUUGUCCAGACGGAGUGAUGGCCUGGCUGGUGUGGCCUCCAGGGCCGAUGCUGAGCAGAGGGAUGGAGUCUGCCCCAGGGGAUCUUCCUUGUGAGCCCAUUCCGGGGGCCACCUUUAGAUGCUCAUAGGAUGGUGACUUCUCGGCUGCUGGACGGCUUGAGAUGGAAUGGGAGAAGCCAGGUGGGACCUGCAGGGGUCCCCCGGCAGCCCCAGGGCCUGCCUCCCCUCCAGGGUUUUCACUGAUCCCUUUUACUGCCUUCUUAGCAGCCCCGGAUGGUGGCUGGAAAUAAAGGGACCAGCCCUUUACGGGCCAUGACUUGAUAGUCAGUUGUCAGGACAUCUCAAACCUCCUUUUCUUCUUGCGGGGUGAGAGUGUCCAUGGAGCCCUGGGAGCAUGGGAGCCGCUGCAGACACGCUCACCCCUGCACACGGCCGGGACAGGUGGCCACUGCGUGUUGAGGGGGCUCGCCCAGGGAGACCAACCUUAAUCUCCACCCUCCUCCCUGUCCCUCUUCCUGCCUCCUUUGAGAUUGUGCACACCCCUGUGGUCCUCCCAGGGGCCACCUAGGUGGGGUCCAUGCUGACCCUCUGGGGGCCUCUGAACCACGUGGGAAUUGAGAUCGCCUGGGGAAAUCAGGGAUGCGGGAUUGACGACGCGUCGUUUCCUGUAAUGUUUCUACAAGUUACUACCUCAGUGCUCCUGGGAUCUCGGCUGCGAUGCCCAAGGCGUUCCUGCAUUUGCCUCUUUGACACUCUUGCUGUCCUUGCCAAGUGUGAGCGGUGGCCGACUAGAGCUGCCUUUACAAAGUGACUGGCUCCUAAGUGAAGGUACUGUAAUGACGCUGCUGAAGAACAGUGCCCGUGCUUGCGACAGAGAGAAGGCCUGUUUUGGACUCCCUGUGGCCCCUUCCAGCCCCUUAGGUUCCCCGGGAGGGAAGCGCCACGCUCAAACUGCCAAGAGUGAAGUGUAAAUGCUUCUGCUGCAUGACCUGCUUUCCCCGAGGCCCUCCUCUCCAGCACACCGGUUUGCAAGAAUGGAAUGAAUGAUUCUCCUGCUGGGACCUCACCUUGAAAUGGAAGGCGGUCCAGCCUCUUCAUAGGAUGCUCCCACUCCACCUGCCUCAGUGGCAGUGGUGUCCCCAGGGGCAUUCCGUUCCGCAUGGCACUGCCAGGUGGCUGCUCCCCAAGCCGGAUUUUAAAAAGCAUUAUCACAGCGAGAAUGUGUUCCUUCUUUCGUGCUUCUUUUUAUUUAUGUGACCACUGUUCGUCUUCUGUUUUGUAUCUUUUAUAAACUGUAAAAUUCAAUUGUGAAAUAUUGUACAAAUAAAUUAUGCAUUUUUUUCCAAAUAUUUAUUGAGCCUUUGGAGAGCUGCGUGGGGAGCAGAGCCAGUCUGCAUUUCCUUGCAGGGUGGUGAUGCUGGGCCAGCUGCCGUGGGGCUGAGGCGGGGCUAAGGGCACUGGUCAGAGGCCGCAGGUGAGGCAUGGGGGCUGGGAGGAUGCCACCGUCUGGUCGGUCCCAUCCGCUGCCACAGCCUCUCCUGUCAAAGAUGACCUGUGGAUGGCACCUGAAUGGGCAUCACCUGCGGCUUCUCCCGGAUCCAGACCCUGUAACCCAACUCUCUUCCAGACCUCUCUGCCCAGUGACCUCAGAUCGUGCCUGUCCAAAAAUGAGUCCAGCAUCUCGUCCCCUGAAGCUGUCUUCCUGGAGUCCGUGUGGCUCCUGGUGGCAGAGCGUCUCCCUCAACUGGCAUGUACCCCAGUGCCCUGCGGUUGUGACUGGCGGUGGGAGGAAAGAUCGGGUGGGUUUUUUCCCUGAGAACAGAAAUCCAUUGUCAUUCUUUGCACUCCCCCAAUCCGAGAGGUUCUACGUACGUGUCAGGUGGCUGGAGAAGAUGACUGUGGUUGUCUUCAUUGUGUCAAGAUGUGUGAAAGUUAUGGAAAAAGUUGAAAUAAAAAAAAAGUAAAGGAAGUA